Messenger RNA from Morone saxatilis (striped sea-bass), 3691 nucleotides. Its product is annotated as Na(+)/H(+) exchange regulatory cofactor NHE-RF2. The transcript has 6 exons. Gene Ontology annotation, biological process: protein localization to plasma membrane. Gene Ontology annotation, cellular component: apical plasma membrane. Gene Ontology annotation, molecular function: signaling receptor binding; protein-membrane adaptor activity. NCBI's taxonomy places the organism in Eukaryota, Metazoa, Chordata, Actinopteri, Moronidae. The record is from RefSeq and is a predicted model, not a curated record. Bases 567 to 1727 code for a protein of 386 amino acids.
CACAAACAGGUAGCCGGACUAGAGAGAGGUGGUGCUAUUGCGCACAGGGCGCUAAACCUUACGCAAACUACAAUAUAACUGCAUGCAUAUUCUUCUCUGCCAGUUGUUAUGGAUAAAUGUGGAGGGAGAGGUGAGCGCCGAGGAUCUUUUCGACUUUAACACGUCUGCAGUAUCUUUAAUGAUGCUCUGCUGAAGUCUGUGCGCGCUGCGACGGAUACAUUUUUUGGAGUCGCCAGCAGUGCGCUUCAGCUUGACACAAGACACACGACCUGGAGGACUGAUCGCACCGUUUUCUUAAAGUUUGCUGGCUUUUUUUUAUUUUUAUCUUUUUUGCAUGCUUCUUCUUUUUUUUUCUUACAGUGGGACUUUUUCUUGUGCAUUUGGAGCUAUUUACAUUGUGUUUUGGGUUUUCUCUAAUAUGGAGGAGAGCAUGCGUAUCGGGCAGAUGUGUUUUCGCUCCGUGGAAGUUUAACCCCGCGCCCCCACUACUCCCAAACUCUCAUCUCCGUAUUUGAAUUACUAUACUUGAACUGAACACUGCAGGAGGUUUAAAACGACAGUAGGAAAUGACCAGCGAGCGGAAACCACGGCUGUGUCUCAUGGCUAAAGGGGAGAACGGGUAUGGAUUUCACUUGCAUGGCGAGAAAGGGAAGAGCGGACAAUUCAUCCGCAAAGUGGAGCCCGGCUCCCCUGCAGAAGCUGCGGGGUUGCGCGCCGGGGACCGUGUGGUUGCAGUCAAUGGUGUUAACGUGGAGAAAGAGACACACCACCAGGUAGUACAGCGGAUCAAAGCCGUGGAGAAUGAGACCAGGUUGCUGGUGGUGGACCAUGAGACGCAUGAAAGUCUGCGCAGCCUGCGCCUCACAGCCACAGAGGAGAUGGCCGUCUUCAGUGCCAGUCCUCCUUCCUCCUCCUGUCCACCAGGCUCCCCUUCUCCUCCCCCGUCCUCGGUCCCAUCCUCCCCCAGCAAGAAGCGGGAGAACGGCUCGGUGUCAAAGCAGCCAGUUACGCUGAGCAGCCAGGUACAGAAGCCCACCAGGAGGUCCCCGUCAAAGGCUGCAAAGAAGGAGGCUCUUGCCCAGGCUGAAGCCCAAACCCAGGCCCAGUCCCAGUUACGGCCCCGCGUAGACCCGUCCGAGCUCGUUCCACGUCUGUGCCACCUGGUGCGAUCAGACAUGGGCUACGGCUUCAAUCUCCACAGUGAUAGAUCCCGACCCGGACAGUACAUCCGCUCCUUAGACCCAGGAUCACCCGCAGAUCAUGCUGGGCUGCGGCCACAAGACAGGCUGGUUGAGGUAAAUGGCGUGAACAUUGAGGGCAUGCGGCAUGCAGAGGUGGUGGCCUUUAUAAAGAAAGGGGGAGACGAGACCUGGCUGUUGGUGGUGGACCCAGACACAGAUGAGCACUUCAAGAGGAGGGGGAUUGUCCCCACAGUCAGCCAUCUCAGAGACUAUGAUGGUCCCUCCAUAUCCAACGGCUCCCCCAACCCUCAGAUCAACGGCAGCUCCACCACGCAAUCCUUCAGGUCCACACGCUCCGACCUCAGCAGCCAGGGCAACAGCACACAGCUGGCGGAUGAUGAGGGCGGGCGGCUGCUGGACCCGUUCGCUGAGAUGGGCCUGAGCGCUACGGCAGCAGAAGAGAAGAUGAAGGUCCAUGCCAAAGAAAAGAAGAAGGCGCCGCAGAUGGACUGGAUGAAGAAAUACGAGCUGUUCAGCAACUUCUGAGGCGACACUUCACACACCAAAGGACAGAGAUAUGAGUUCUCCGCGUGGACAAGUUUGUGUUGGGCGAGAACCUCCCUCUUAAUACGCAGGUCAUGUUUUUUUCUUAGAGAAAGAACCAAGAUCCCCCACACAGCAUAAUAUUUUGUUCCUGAACUCAAAUGUGACAAAAAAGGAAAAAGCUGUACAAUGGAUUUUACAUUUUAAGACACUUCAGAGACUCUUUAUCAGCUACUUUUCUGAGUGACUGCAAAAAAACUGUUUCCCAUACACGUGCUUCUUUCAGAUGGGAGUAUCGCAGGUUUCCACAUAUUUGCCUAAAUCUUUUUCUCUACUUUGAACAUCCCACUCCUUGACACACGUUUCAAACAAAUGUGGGAGACAGCUAUUUUUGUAUUUAAAAAAAGUAUAAACAGCUAUUAAAAAACAGUAUCCCCAAGGGUUUUACGGACACUGUGACAUUAAUGAUUGUGGACAUUGUGGGAGUUUUGGCCUAUCAGUCGGAGGAAGCCAAAGGUUGGCAGAAGAUCACUGUGAAAGAGUUGAGACCCUCCAUCUCUACCCCACGCAGAUCCUUGAUAAUAACCACAGACCAAGAGAAGGAUGGCUGCGUGUACUGGUUGUGUAUAAUGUAUCCUACAUGUAUUUGUACUUUUACAUAGAGUUAACGAACUGAUCAUCAGAUUAGCCCUGCUUUAUUCAAAAAGAGUUCAUGUUGCUUGUCAUUUAGCUCUCGACCAUAAUAAGUGUAUCACCACUAACUUUUUUUCCCCAAAGUGCUCCAGUGCACGUGUGCAUGAAAGAAGGGAAGCACCACUAACAUUACACGUAUUGAUACAGUGAAUAAUGGAAACUGGAACAACAAGAAAGGAAGAUUUAUCAGGGCAAAUGGCGUGAUGAAUGAGUUUAUCAUUGGUGAGGGCUUGAUGCGUACAGCAGAGGGCAAACUUACGCCACAAAUAGAGGCCCCUUAUGGCAGUAAACCCAAUAGAUGUUUAUCCAGGAUGUUAUGUGCGGGUUAUGUCGGAAUAUUUCUUACUUAGGAGCAGUGACUUCCUGCGGUCUCCACCGGUUGCCUGGCAACAGCUCAGGGCCAAGAAACAGUCCAGCACAGAAAACAGCAAAUUAUCUUUUUUUUUUUUGAUUAAGCAAACCAGAUAUAAGAUGUUAAUCAGUGAGCUUUAGAGGUUGCUGGAAGGUGGAUUAGUUACCUAUUAGACAGAGCCAGGCUAGAAGUUUCCCUCUGUUUCUGCUUUAAGCUAAGCUAACUGGCUGUUUGGGUAACUUUCCAUCAGAAAAAAAAAAGGGUAUUUUCCAAAAUGUCGUGCUAUCCCUUCAAUUAAAUAAGAAAGGAAAGGGAGUCAAAGGGCUCAGAAGUGCAGCUAGCACGUUUGAGGCUGUGGUCGGAGUGAAGGGACAUGCUCGGCCACAUCAGGAGCAGAGUGUUAGCAGGUUGCGGGGCGGAGGGAGUGCAGGAGGAGCACUCAGUGAGGUCAGAGAUGCUCUGGAGGAUCUAGUGAAAGAGACUGUGGGAGCCAUGGAGCUUACUGAGGAUUAUUACACACACAGAGACAGCUGUCGCACAUACGCUACACACAUUUGGAGCACAAUGUGUAUGUGUGUGUGUGUGUGUGUGUGUGUGUGUGUGCAGAGAAGGUAUACAAUGCCGUAGUCCAUCAUAUGCCUCCAGCGUGUUAAUGUAAUGCAUUGCAAUAAGAGGGACUGCAAGUUGAAGAAAUGUCAGUCACAUAUGUCAUCUUGUCUUCUUCGUACCCAUUCACACCCUUACAUGUACUUCACACACUAACAGAAGUGUCUUGAUUCAUCUUUGACAGUCAGUCUGUGUGUUCUGGCAGUCUGUUACCAUGGCUGAUGUAUACGGUAAAAAGCAUACAGUAUAUAUGGCAGGUUGCAUUUUUUUCAAUAAAGUGUGACAAUGGCGUUGUCAUCGUCUCUCAUGCCCUCUC